This is a messenger RNA of Ogataea parapolymorpha DL-1, 1623 nucleotides long. RefSeq names its product mannosyltransferase. The transcript has a single exon. Gene Ontology annotation, molecular function: alpha-1,2-mannosyltransferase activity. Gene Ontology annotation, cellular component: Golgi apparatus. The coding region runs from base 1 to 1623 and encodes 540 amino acids. NCBI's taxonomy places the organism in Eukaryota, Fungi, Ascomycota, Pichiomycetes, Pichiales, Pichiaceae. The record is from RefSeq and is a predicted model, not a curated record. Gene Ontology annotation, biological process: mannan biosynthetic process.
AUGGGGGAGCAGGGUGCCUUGCCAUUGGUGCCGAUAGAAUCGGUGGGUGGCAAUUCACAGUCCUCAAGGCUCCGGGACUACUCGGAUGACACCGUGCGAACAAGUGGUGGAUUUUGGUUCACGCAAAAAAACAAAAACGCGCUCGUGGACCAUUUGUUCAAUUUAUUGGUCGAAACGAAGCCCAAAUCCCCUCCCCUAACAAAUUAUAUCAACGGCGAGAAAGCACAACAAAAGUUUUCCAGCGACUCAGACUUCCAUUUCAGCGAGAAGUAUCUGAUGGGGCUUUUGGACAUCAAGGAAACAACAUUGCUGGAUCUGAAAACGCAACAUCAGCAAUUCGUCGAUAAAAUACGCGAUCUGCAGAUGAGCAUUUUUGGGGACCCGCAGAAACAAAUAUACGGAGAUGGGAUUGUAAUGGUCGGAGGAGGACGCUUUUCUUGGUUGGCGUUGCUGAAUAUCAACCAAUUGAGAUCCACAGGGUGCCAAUUACCCGUGGAGGUGUUCAUCGCGUCGGAGCAAGAGUAUGAGCGAGACUUCUGUGACCGACUGCUACCUGCUCUCAAUGCUAAAUGCGUACUUGGCUUCAAAGAGCUCCCCAUGCACAAAUACAGGAAAAAGCUACAAAUCGACGGGUAUCAGUACAAGAUUUUGGCAAUUUUUGCUUCCAGUUUCAAAAGGGUUCUCCUGCUGGACGCAGACAACGUGGUAAUCCACAAUCCGGACAUUUUGUUUGACUGGCCUGUGUUUGAAGAAUAUGGGUUGGUCUUAUGGCCCGACUGCUGGUCCAGAACCACGCAUCCAUAUUUUUACAGAAUAGCUGAUAUACCGGUUGGUGAUCACCCUGUGCGCGGCCAAUUUAUGGAUAGAGAGUCUCCAGACGAGUGGAAUUACCAUGAUUUGCCUGGAACCUUGCCCAACCCGGCCAGCGAGUCUGGCAUGUUGCUGGUGAACAAGGAGACGCAGGUCGAAACUCUUUUAUUGUCAUUAUACUACAAUAUGUUUGGGCCUUCGCACUACUACCCGCUUUUGACCCAGGGAGGAGCAGGAGAAGGAGAUAAAGACACUUUUAUUGCUGCUGCAUACGCGCUUCGAAAGCCGGUCUAUCAGGUCAAGCAGAGCAUGAAGUUCUUAGGGUAUCACGACACCUAUGGCUACCAUGCAAAGGCUCUAGGACAAUGGGAUCCUACCACUCACACAGAGGAAAAAAUGCCGCCGUACCUGUCUAAUUUCUACGACUUCCAAGACGGAGACGAUGCCAGGUUGAUGUUUAUGCACUUGUCUUAUCCGAAAUUGUACCCUGAUAAACUGAGGGACGAGAUUUCGUGGGAACAGAACGGGGAGCUGAAACACCGCAAGCUGUAUCCAGGAAAAUUACCAAAUUCGGCGUAUGGUUUUGACCUGCGGAUGUGGGAGCUUAUAACGCAGCUGAUUUGUCCGCAAUGGACGCCGAACGAAACAAAAGAUGCCGCCUCUGUGGAGAUCCAAGACAAGUUGACGGGACUUGGCUUGCAGUACAUCAAAAAUUCCAAGGCGAAUGCCGAGUGCCAAGGUCUAUUCUUGCCUCACCUCGAGUAUUUACGGACGCACACCUCGACAGAGGAGGAAUUCUAUAACUAUGAAUAG